Molecule: messenger RNA, 741 nt
Organism: Drosophila navojoa
Lineage: Eukaryota; Metazoa; Arthropoda; Insecta; Diptera; Drosophilidae
Product: coiled-coil domain-containing protein 43
Source: RefSeq, a predicted model, not a curated record
UAGCAAACACUGAAUUUCGUUGCCUUUUGCGGCUUUUAUUUGCCUGGACAACUGGAUAGAAAUUGCUGGCCCCCAUUGCUGCAUUUAAGAUGAGCGAAUUUCAGACGUGGCUCAACGAUCAGCUCCGUCAGCUUAAUACAGAUGAGAGCGUCUUUGGUGCAUACAUCAUUGGCAUUCUCGAGGGCGAGGAGGAGACACAAGAUGAGAAAAUCGAGGCACUCGAAGGGAUACUCAGCGGCACAGAGGCCUCCAACAUAGAGGAAUUGGUGGCCAGCAUCUUGCAGAAAUGGUUACAGAGCCAUCCCAGCGCCGAUGAGCCGCCCAAGAAGGGCCUGGACAUCGACGUCAAUGCACAGCUAGCCAAAUUGCUCGAGCAGCAGAAGCUCCAACCCGCCGUCAAAGAGCGCGAAUAUACCGAAGAGGAACUGCGCAUUAAGCAGCAAAUACUAGCGCAAUACUCACAGACUGCUGUCAGCGAGGAGGAGGACGAGAACACAGAUGGCGAAUGCGGUGAGCCCAGCGGGGCCAGUGUCGUGGCGCCCAACACCAACAAGUCGGAUGUGGCCAAUCUGGCCAAGGAGAAGCGUGAGCAGGCGCGUCUGGAGAGUGCGGCCAAGAAGCAAAAGGACAAAGAAGAUCGCGAAAAGCAAAAGCAGCUGCGCGAAGAAAAGAAAGAGAAACGCAAAACCGUCAAGGGUGAACGACGCCGGUAACCGGCCCCCCCUCAACCAAAAACCGAAA